AUGAUGAUACUGCGAAAAUUGAAAAUACAAUUAAAUAGAAUUAAUAAUCUAACCGAUUGUUCAAACAUCGUUUGCGAUAAAACAUCGACAAAUUCAUCUCAAUGUCCAACCGACAGCCACUUUGUUGAAGAUCAUUCUCCUCUUUUACGAACGUCAUCAUUCUCCUCAUCAAACGAUCUUUCAUCGUUAUGUUGUAAACCUCAAGGCCAAUGUGUCUGUUCGACAUGUCCAAAAACAAUCUGUGGAGAAAAUUCCAUAAUGCAAAUAUAUCGUACAGGCAAUCGAAAUAUUCCUGGGCAAUGCUGUGACCAAUUUAAAUGCUUUAAGAACUCGAAACAAUGUCAUCAUGAUAAAAAGAUUUAUAAUGAAAAUGAAACAUGGUCCAUUGAUCAAUGCACCACAUGUACGUGCCGUGCUGGCCAUGUCGAUUGUGCCAUGAUACAAUGUCCGACUUAUACACAUUGCGGGUAUAUGUACAAACCUGAAAAUGAAUGCUGUCCAAAAUGUGGAGGUUGUUUGAAUGAUCGUUCGCAUGUACAACAUAUGAAUUCAACUUGGAUCGAAUCAAAUGGUUGUAUGCGAUGCUGGUGUGAAGAAGGCCGAUCGCGUUGUAUUGCUGAAGGAUGUAUUGCUCCCCCUUGUGACAAUCCUCGUCAAAUAGAAAAUGUUUGUUGUCCAGUAUGUGGUGAUGAUGAUGAUGAGGAUGAUGAUCUUCCCAAUAUUGAUGCAACUACAUCAUCAUCAUCAUCACAAUUACAACCAACAAUAAAUAAGUGUCCCAAACUUGACAAAUGUUUAUUGACAUGUGAACAUGGUUUAACUAAAGAUGAACAAGGCUGUGCCCAAUGUGCUUGUUCGACCAUGUCAUGUCCCUCGCCAUUGUGUACUCUGAAAUUCGAUCGAUUAUCACAACAAUAUUGUUCCUGUGUAUCACCCCAUGAUCUUAAUUGCGGACAAUUAAAUUGUGAUAAACAUUGUCCUUAUAAUUAUUCAAUUGAUAAACGCACUGGCUGCCCAACAUGUGAAUGUAAUCCCUGCUCAUUAUUAGCUUGUACCAAAAAUUGUACGUACGGUCUAAAACGAAAUGAAGUUGGCUGUCCAAUAUGUGUUUGUGAGAGUGAUGUAAUAAAACCAAAUAAUACGAAAAAAACCGAUCUAAUUAAACAAUCAUGGCCAAGACAAUGCCAUUCAGGUUCAUUUUCUUAUUCAAAUGGUGAAAUAUGGUUUGACGGAUGUCGUCAAUGUUUAUGUCAUAAAGGUGAACAACUGUGCGCACUUAUCUCAUGUCCGGCUCUCAAAUGUUCACAACCUAUUCGUUUACCAAAUCGCUGUUGUCCCUCUUGUCCAGAUCUUCCGAUGUUACCCGAACCUACUCCAUCAUCUCAAGUCUGUUAUGCAAGUCAAUAUGUUACUGGCGAAGAACUCGAAUUUGAUACAUGCACUAAAUGUACAUGUUUACAUAACAUAGCAUUUUGCAGUGUAUCAUUAUGUCCUCCAUUACUUUGUUCAUCGCCAAUCUAUGAUUCUUCUCUAUGUUGUCCUAUAUGUCCACCGAAAAAGUCCGCUUCAUUACCAAAUAACGAACUAGCAACAAUCGAUGAAAGUAUUUGUAUACUCGACGAUGGAGUUGUCAAACAUCCAGGAGAACUAUGGAAGCAUGAUGAUUGCCAAUCAUGUCUUUGUUCACGUAGUGGUGCAAAAGUCGAAUGUUUUUCACAAACAUGUGAUCAAAAUUUACCAUGCUCAAAUCCGAUACUUAAAAAAGGUCAAUGUUGUCCUUUUUGUCUUCCACCUACGGCUGCUGUUGCUGUUUGUAUUUUCAAUUAUGUUCAAUAUCGUUCGGGUGAACAUUGGAAUGUUAGCGAAUGUCAUAGUUGUGAAUGUUUAUUUGGUACUAUUGUAUGUCAUCAACAUAAAUGUCCUUCAUUGGCUUGUGUACAUACUGUGACCUUAUCGGGCCAUUGCUGUCCUAUAUGUCGUGAUCAAUUACAUUUUAUAAAUGAUCAAGGCAAACUUCCUGUAUCUCAAUCACGAUAUGGUUUGACAAUCGCUAUUAUAUUUUGCAUAUUAAUCUUUAUCCUUAUUUUUGUUAUACUAAUUCUUAUUUUCAUAUUAUUACGCGAACGGCAUAGAUCUCUGUUAUCUACGAAUCAAUUAACAACAAUUCAUCAUCGCUCACCUACAAAUUCUCAUCGUUCGACGGCAAUGAAUUCUAAACCAUCGAAUAUAUUUUCAUAUGUUAAAUACGAUCUUAUGUCAACACCCAAUGAUAUUCAUAAUGCGAAUAUGAAUGCGAAGCAAAGUUUAUCAUCAUCAAGAAAUAUUCCAUUGUCAUCAGUUGAACAAACAUCAACACAUUCAAUGAUUGAAACAAAUACAACAACCAUAGGUACAAGUUCAUCACAUAAUGAAAUUGAACCAGUGACAUGGACUGAAGAUGAUGUAAUGUUGCCAUGUAGUGCAUCGACUAGUAAUGAUGAUGAAGAAGAAGAAGAAGAAGUAGAACAUGACGUAAUUAAUAGUGACAAUGAUAUAUCUCAUCAACAUCAACAUCAACAACAACUGUCUCAUACUCCAGUUCAAAUAAUUACUGGGCCUCCCACUAUCAUUUAUGUUUAA
This is a messenger RNA of Rotaria socialis, 2619 nucleotides long. The record is from the annotation of a GenBank genome assembly. NCBI's taxonomy places the organism in Eukaryota, Metazoa, Rotifera, Eurotatoria, Philodinida, Philodinidae.